Lontra canadensis (Northern American river otter) is the source of this 3638-nucleotide messenger RNA. It is a transcript of the gene ZSCAN2, whose product is annotated as zinc finger and SCAN domain containing 2. Gene Ontology annotation, biological process: regulation of transcription by RNA polymerase II. NCBI's taxonomy places the organism in Eukaryota, Metazoa, Chordata, Mammalia, Carnivora, Mustelidae. Gene Ontology annotation, molecular function: DNA-binding transcription activator activity, RNA polymerase II-specific; RNA polymerase II cis-regulatory region sequence-specific DNA binding. The transcript is spliced from 3 exons. The record is from RefSeq and is a predicted model, not a curated record. The coding region runs from base 372 to 2216 and encodes 614 amino acids. Gene Ontology annotation, cellular component: nucleus.
CGCGCCCGGUCGGAUCGGCGAACGCACCCGGACCUUGCUCUGGGCUGGUGAGCUCCCUGCACAUCCACCCAGGGGCGCGGGGUUAAGACUGGAAGCCACGCUGGACGGCGUUCCGCCCAGCUGGUCGCUUACAGAUGGGGAAACUGAGCUUCCGAGGGGGCGUGUCUUGCCCCGGGGCAGACAGCGAAUGAGCUGACCCGGAGCAGUUUUCCCGGGCUCCCAAUCCAGACUUCUGUUAUACCUGUGCCUCUUACAGCCCUUUGCCAGACUACUUGUUGAAAUUUGAGGCAGGAGGUGUCUCCUCCGUGAGCCUCACUCUAGAAGAUUGAGGUUCAAGGUUAGAGCCCUGGGCGAUCGCCCUGGGAAGGUGAAUGAUGGCUGCAGAGGGGCCGAGAGUAACCAGCUCCCUGAGCCCCUUAGUCCAAGUGCCUCAAGAGGAAGAUGAACAGGAGGAGGUCACCACCAUGAUCCUGGAGGAUGACUCUUGGGUGCAGGAAGCUGUAUUGCAGGAAGAUGGCCCUGAGUCAGAGCCCUUUCCCCAGAGUGCUGGCAAGGGUAGCCCCCACGGGGAGGCCGCCGGAGGGCCGCAGGGUGCACUUGGCCGCCUCCGAGAGCUCUGUCGGCGCUGGCUGAGGCCGGAAGUGCACACCAAGGAACAGAUGCUGACCGUGCUACCAAGGGAAAUUCAGGCCUGGCUGCAAGAGCAUCGUCCCGAAACCAGUGAGGAGGCCGUGGCCCUGGUGGAGGACUUGACCCAGACCCUUCGGGAGGGCGAUUUUGAGAUCCAGAGUGACAAUGGGGAGAACUCCAAUCAGGAUCUAUUUGAGGACGCUGAGACACAUGAGAUGUUCUCAGAAAUGCCAGAAGGGGAAGGCAUUCCGCAAUCCGACUGGGAAAGUGACUCUGAAAGAGACUGUGGCUCCAGGGGGCCACAGGGGAAUGCCCCGAGUGGGGACCACAGGGAGGUGCCCUCUCAGGGCAGGGAAGUCGGGCAGCUCAUUGGCCUUCAGGGCACCUAUCUGGGUGAGAAGCCCUAUGAGUGUCCCCAGUGUGGGAAAACCUUCAGCCGGAAAUCCCACCUGAUCACUCAUGAGCGGACCCACACAGGAGAGAAAUACUACAAAUGCAAUGAAUGUGGGAAAAGCUUUAGCGAUGGUUCCAACUUCAGCAGACACCAAACCACCCACACGGGGGAGAAACCUUACAAAUGCAGAGACUGUGGGAAAAGCUUUAGCCGGAGUGCAAACCUCAUCACCCACCAGAGGAUCCACACGGGAGAAAAGCCCUUCCAGUGUGCCGAGUGUGGCAAGAGUUUCAGCAGGAGCCCCAAUCUUAUUGCCCACCAGAGAACCCACACGGGUGAGAAGCCCUACUCGUGCCCCGAGUGUGGGAAGAGCUUCGGCAACCGGUCCAGCCUUAACACGCACCAGGGCAUCCACACAGGCGAAAAGCCGUACGAGUGCAAGGAGUGCGGGGAGAGCUUCAGCUAUAACUCCAACCUGAUCCGGCACCAGCGGAUCCACACAGGCGAGAAGCCCUACAAGUGCGCCGAGUGCGGGCAAAGGUUCAGCCAGAGCUCGGCACUCAUCACUCACCGGAGGACACACACGGGCGAGAAGCCCUACCAGUGCGGCGAGUGCGGCAAGAGCUUCAGCCGCAGCUCCAACCUGGCCACACACCGCCGCACACAUCUGCUGGAGAAGCCCUACAAGUGCGGCGAGUGUGGCAAGAGCUUCAGCCAGAGUUCCAGCCUCAUCGCGCACCAGGGCACGCACACUGGCGAGAAGCCCUAUGAGUGCCUGACGUGUGGGGAGAGCUUCAGCUGGAGCUCCAACCUCCUCAAGCACCAGCGAGUUCACACUGGCGAGAAGCCAUACAAGUGUGCUGAGUGCGGCAAGGGCUUCAGCCAGCGCUCGCAGCUCGCGGUGCACCAGCGGACGCACACGGGUGAGAAGCCCUACCAGUGCCUAAUGUGCGGCAAGAGCUUCAGCCGCGGCUCCAUCCUGGUCAUGCACCAGCGUGCCCACUUGGGGGACAAGCCCUACCGCUGCCCUGAGUGCGGUAAGGGCUUCAGCUGGAACUCCGUCCUCAUCAUCCACCAGCGCAUCCACACGGGGGAGAGGCCCUACAAGUGCCCCGAGUGUGGCAAGGGCUUUAGCAACAGCUCUAACUUCAUCACUCACCAGAGAACACACGCCAAAGACAAAGCCUACUGAGCUGGCUGAGGGCCAAUGGGGAGGGCAAUCAGGCCCAGCCACGCUGCCCCCAAAUGGUGACAUCCCUCCAGGAAAGCCAUUCUUCCUAAGAGGUCUCUAGGGACUUGGGCCAGAAUCUCACCCUCGCUCAUCCCCGAUUCUAAUAUAUGCUGCCAUCUCGGUGCAUGGAGUCACACCCCCAGAACAGGAGGGGUAACUGAAGGCUGCAGAGUUGGGUCUCUUUCUGUUUCGGUGCAUGACACAUGAUUGGCUUCCUCUCUCCUGGUCCUCCGGGCCUCAGUUUCCCCUUUGGUAGCACAGGGGGAGUGUUUCUCGUUGGGGACAGAAGACAGCAUGGCCCACAGCCCAGGCCGAGGCCUCAGAAAUCCUGGAAAGUGACAGGUGCAGUCUGGUAGUUCUGCCACCCCUUGGUCAGGCUAAGGUGCCUUCACCAGGAGUUCCUGCCAUGCCAGGCUGUUAGGUCAGAAGCGGCUCUCCCUGGCCUUGUGUCCUGGGCUUUGAUUCUCAAAUCAAAGGUCAAGGUAGAUGGAUUUUUCCAAUUCUGAGUCAUCCAGAGGAAGGUAAAGCCCUUCUCUAUUUGUAGAAAGUAUCAGGGACCCAGAGACUGGAGGGAGUAUGGCCUGGAAUCAGUGUCCCCGUAGCCUUUCCACUGAUAAGAGUUGAAUAGCGCCCACCAGGGAGGGUAGAAACUGAGGAGAUGUACACCUUUGCUUGUGUCUCUGCUUACUGUCUUGUGGUAAGUUGGCUGCCAGGGGAAUGCACUAGUUUUUGUGGGGUUUUGUUUUUUGAAUGGGAAAUCAGGGACGCCAGCCACCUACUACUGGUGGGUGGUGGGUUCUCUGAGGGUGAAACAGUCCUGCACCCUUCAGGGUUGGCUUGUGUCCUCACCCCCACAGAAACUAGCCCCCAAAUCAUCUCUCUAUGCACUUGUCAUUCCCCUGUUGUUCUCAUUUUUAUUUUAUAUGAGCAAGUCUAGAAUUCUGUCUGGUAGCUUUUGUAUACUUUCAUAUUUUUAAGGAAGUGUUGAUUCUGGGGACACAUCCUCUGUCCUCUGGACAGAUCUGAGCUCAAAUAGGAGUUGUCCUACAGGUGUCAUCCUUGAUCUUGGGAUGCUACCAGGGCUUUGUUCUUGGGUCCUUGAGCCUUGAAACCAUAAAGACCAGGGGAUGAUAGCAGGUCAAGGUGUUUGUUAUAAGGAAGAAGAGAAUAGAGAAGGUGUUUCUGGGAAAUAUGAAACCACCUCCUCUAGUACAUAGAGCCUGUGAUCACAAUGGGCCUUGGUUCUUAUAGAAUGGAUGCUCAAUAUUUCCUAAUAAAAUAGAGUCCCAUUCUUUUCCUGCAUCUGCCUUUCAAUGUGAACUUAACUAUUAACCAACCCACACCUCACUUCCCACCUACUCACCUCCUGCCAUAGACUGAAAG